Molecule: messenger RNA, 3657 nt
Organism: Sphenostylis stenocarpa
Lineage: Eukaryota; Viridiplantae; Streptophyta; Magnoliopsida; Fabales; Fabaceae
Source: the annotation of a GenBank genome assembly
AUGGGUUCAAGAUCUGAUAUCAUUGAAUCUGUUCUAUGUGGUUCGCUGUUUCCUGUGGAAUUUUCAAUCAGUGUUAUUGUUAAACAUUGGAUUGGAAUUUUCUCUGGAUUUGAUAAAGUAGAGGUAAAAGCUCUUGAAAAAAUACUGGAGCAGAAACAAAGGAUACAACAAGAGAUGCAGAAGUAUCUGUCUUUGAGGCAGAUGAGUCAGGAUAAAGAUAUUCCAGAGGUGCAAAAGAAGAUUCUUUUCUGUUUCAGAGUAAUGUCCCGUUCAUUUGCUGACCCCAUAAAAGCUGAAGAGAGUUUCCUCAUUCUGGAUCAAUUGAAAGAUGUUAAUAUCUGGAAGAUUUUGACGAAUCUUGUUGAUCCAAAUACUAGCCUACAUCAAGCUCGUACCUACCGGGAUGAUUUACUUAAAAUACUUGGCGAAAAACAUCGUCUCUAUGAGUUUUUGAAUACCUUCUCUGUGAAGUGCUCUUAUCUGCUUUUUAACAAGGAGCAUGUAAAAACAAUUCUUCUAGAAACUACAGUUCAAAAAUCUGCUGAAAAUGCUCAGCAUACACAAUCUUGCAUGAAUAUAUUGGUGAUAAUUGCCCGUUUCAGUCCAUUGCUCCUCCGCGGCAGUGAGGAGGAGCUGGUGAAUUUACUGAAAGAUAAUAAUGACACAAUCAAGGAAGGUGUUCUAAAUGCUUUAGCAAAGGCUGGUGGUACUAUUCGUGAACAACUUGCACUCACAUCAAGUUCUGUAGACCUUAUAUUGGAGAGACUAUGCUUAGAAGGCAGUCGAAGGCAGGCAAAAUAUGCUGUCCAUGCACUGGCUGCAAUAACAAAGGAUGAUGGCCUCAAGUCUCUCUCUGUUCUAUACAAGAAACUUGUAGAUAUGCUGGAAGAUAAAACACAUCUGCCUGCAGUUCUUCAGUCUCUGGGGUGUAUUGCACAGACAGCAAUGCCUGUCUAUGAAACCAGAGAGAAGGAAAUUGAAGAAUUUAUACUAAAUGAGAUUCUGAAAAGUGAUAAUAAAGAGGAUAACCCGAAAACCUCUUGGGAUGGUAAAAGCGAUCUUUGCAUGUUGAAGAUAUAUGGCAUUAAAACAUUUGUGAAGAGUUACUUGCCAGUCAAAGAUGCUCAUGUUCGUCCAGAUAUUGACAGGAUUCUGGAUAUACUUAGGAAUAUUUUACUAUAUGGUGAAAUAUCAAAGGAUCUAAAAUCAAGUUCAGUUGAUAAGGCCCAUUUGAAGCUUGCUUCUGCAAAGGCAGUUCUCCGUUUGUCAAGACUUUGGGAUCACAAGAUACCUGUUGAUCUUUUCCACUUAGCUUUAAGGGUGUCUGAGGUUAGUUUCCCUCAAGCUAAGAAGAUUUUCUUGAGUAAAAUUCACCAAUAUAUCAAAGACCGCCUUUUGGAUGCCAAAUAUGCAUGUGCUUUCUUAUUUAACAUAUUUGGGUCCAAACCAGAUGAGUUUGUAGAGGAUAAACAGAACCUGGCUGACAUUAUUCAAAUGCACCACCAAUUGAAGGCACGCCAACUUUCUGUGCAAACAGAUGCAAAUUCCUUGACUACUUACCCUGAGUACAUUCUUCCAUACCUAGUUCAUACACUUGCUCACAAUUCAUGUCCCAACGUUGAUGAGUGCAAGGAUUUUGAAGCAUAUGAUGAUAUAUACCGAAGUUUGCCUUUGACAGAUCUACAGCAGUUUCACUUAAUUCUGUCAAUGCUACUGCAAAGAGAUGAAGAUGUCAAAUCAGAAAUAACUACUGACAAAGAGAAGGAAAUUAUAUCUACUAUAGCUUGUAUCUUUCUUAGUAUAAAGCAUUCUGAAGAUAUGGUUGACACGUCGAAGUCAAAGAUUUCCCAUGCAUUAUGUGACCUUGGUUUAGCAAUAACCAAACGCUUAGUGCAGAAGGAUGUUGAUUUGCAAGGAUUGUCGCAUUUGGUUUCUCUACCUCCAAUGCUAUACAAAACAUCCGAGAAGGAAGGAGAUGACACUGGGGUAACUGAAGUUAAAAGUUGGUUGGCUGAUGAAAAUGCCUUGACUUACUUUGAAUCUCUUGAACUAGAAAUGGUUCAUUCCCAAUCAGCAGAGAAUGAAUCUUCAAAGGAUGAUGAAAAAGACGUAAAUGAAAUACCACUUCGAAAGAUGUUAAAGCACGUAAAAUCUCAAGGAACCACUGGCAAAAAGGUGAAAAGGAAUAAGUCUGUGCCAGCGGAAACAAAAAAAGCUGAAAAUGAUUUUGACAUCUUAAAUAUGGUCAGACAAAUUAAUGUGGAUAACUUAGGGACGUCUUCUAAUUUGGAACCAAGUAAUGGUCAUGAAAAUUCUUUGAGUAAGAAGGAUCCAGAGUCUGCACCUGGUAAAAAGAGAAAAGCUAGAGAAACAACACCUGUUCCAGUGCCUAAACGUCGGCGGUCUUCAUCUACUCAUGGAAAAUUGAGAUUAUCAACUAGUAUAUCAAAGGCAUCUCGAAGAGUUUCAGGUGAAGGAUCCCCUCAACCCAAAUUUCUACUGGAUGAAGAAGCUAACCCUGAUGCAGAUAGCAAAACCAUCCAGAGAACAAUGGUCAAAGGCAGUGAAAAAGAUUUGUUAUUAUCCUCAUUAAAACAAAAGGUUAAAGGUUCUGAAGGUUACCAUAAUGAUGAGUUGAACAAACCUGAUGAGCAUGACAUGAUGAGUCCUGAUAGUAUACAACUGAGUGAUAAGACUGUAAGUAACAUUAACAAGCCUUCCAUAGGGUCAACUAAAAAGGGUAAAAGAAAAAGUAUCGCAGGAAUGGCUAAGUGCACGACAAAGGGAGAUGAAAUUGAUACUGAAGAUCUAAUUGGUUGCAGAAUUAAAGUUUGGUGGCCUAUGGAUAAGAAAUUUUAUGGAGGCACCAUUAAGUCCUAUGAUCCUUUGAAAGGGAAGCACGUGAUAUUAUAUGAAGAUGGAGACGUUGAAAUACUCCGUUUGGAAAAGGAGCGCUGGGAGCUUAUUGACAAGGGCCGCAAAUCUACCAAGAAGAUGAAACUAUCUUCACUUGAAGCUUCUGGGCAAAAGCACAAAGGUUCAAGUGGCUCAUCAAGAAGUAAAAAGGCAAAACAAAUAACCAAUGGUAAGCAAUCUCCCAACAGACCUGUAAAACGUGCAUCAAAAAAUAAUUUCCAUCGUGAGGAUGCCAAAGAGACUUCAGAGAUAUCAAAUGCUGAAGUGACCACAGCCUCUAAGGCCAAUGAGAUGUACUCAGGUGGUUCAGAAGAGGAAUUGACUGUAGGGUUUGAGGAAAUUACGACAACGGAGAAUAAAUCUACCAAACAUACAAAAUCAGGUUCCAGAGGAAAGAGGCUAAAGAAAGAGAAGAACUUUCAUUAUACAGAAGAAUCGGAUGAAGAGAAGAAGCAGAAUUAUGGUGAGAGGAUUUCUGAAGAGAAAGAGAAUGUCCCACAUGGUAGUUCUGAAGAGAGAGAAUUGGAUGAAUCAAGUGGAGCUUUGAGGGAAAAUAUUAAUGGAGAAGAAGUAUCAGAUUCCGAAGGGCAUCAGGAUAACAGCGAUGCUGGAAGUAGUGCUAGAGAAAUGGAGAAAUCACGUAUAAAGAAGUCAAAAAUCAAAGCUGAGAUUUCUGAUGACGUGCCUCUGAGUAAAUGGAAACGCAGGAUGGGGAAGAAAAGCUCACUGAAAGAACAAUGA